Messenger RNA from Punica granatum (pomegranate), 2023 nucleotides. The record is from RefSeq and is a predicted model, not a curated record. Lineage: Eukaryota; Viridiplantae; Streptophyta; Magnoliopsida; Myrtales; Lythraceae.
AAGCCACCGGUUGUAUUGGGAGCUGAGGGUCAGCGAUGGGGAAGAAGCAGCACAGCAAGGACCGGAUGUUCAUAACGAAUACGGAGUGGGCCACCGAGUGGGGCGGCGCCAAAUCCAAGGAGACGGGGGCACACUUCAAGCGCCUCUCCUUCUACUGCUGCUCCCUCACUUUUACGCCGUUCGAGGACCCGGUGUGCACGGCUGAUGGCAGCGUCUUUGACAUCAUUUUAACAAUUGGUUGCAGGCAUAUAAUUCCUUAUAUCAGAAAGUAUGGCAAGCAUCCUGUUACUGGUGCUCCUCUCAAGCAAGAGGAUCUUAUCCCCCUCACUUUUCACAAGAAUCCUGACGGAGAAUUUCACUGUCCCGUGCUGCACAAAGUUUUCACCGAGUUCACACACAUUGUUGCUGUGAAGACUACAGGAAAUGUUUUCUGUUAUGAGGCAAUCAAAGAAUUAAACAUCAAGACUAAGAACUGGAAAGAACUCUUAACUGACGAGCCAUUCAGUCGAGAUGACCUCAUAACGAUUCAGAAUCCUAAUGCACUUGAUAGCAAGGUUUUGGUGGACUUUGAUCAUGUCAAGAAUAGCCUGAAAGUUGAUGAUGAAGAAUUAAAGAAAAUGAACUCAGAUCCAACCUAUAACAUUAAUGUCUCGGGGGAUAUCAAGCAAAUGCUUAAGGAGCUUGGGACUGAAAAGGGCAAGGAAGCAGCCUUAUUAGGUGGAGGUGGUAGCAAGGCCCAGAAGGAAAGGGCCGCUGCACUUGCUGCUAUUCUGGCUGCAAGAUCCCGUUUGCAAGAGGAGGAGAAUUCAAAAUCCAAGGGAGAGGCUAAAGCAACCCAGUCAUUUAGCAUAGUAGAUGCUGCCUCUGCUGCAGUUCAUGGAAGAAGUGCUGCAGCAGCUAAGGCCUCCUCAAGUGAUAAAACUGCUGCUCGAAUAGCUAUGCAUAUGUCUGGCGAGAGAGCUCCCGUCAACGCAAAGUUGGUGAAAAGCCGCUAUACGACUGGUGCAGCCUCGCGAUCUUUUACUUCAACAUCGUACGACCCAGUGACCAAGAAUGAAUAUGAGUAUGUCAAAGUUGAGAAAAAUCCUAAGAAGAAAGGAUAUGUUCAGCUGCACACAACACAUGGUGAUUUGAACAUAGAGCUGCACUGCGACAUCACUCCCAGGACUUGCGAGAACUUCAUCAUGCUCUGUGAGCAGGGAUAUUACAACGGCGUACCUUUUCAUAGAAAUAUAAGGAAUUUUAUGAUUCAAGGGGGUGACCCUACUGGGACUGGGACAGGAGGUGAGUCAAUAUGGGGGAAGCCGUUCAAGGAUGAGUUGAACUCCAAGUUGCUUCACUCUGGGAGGGGUGUUGUAAGUAUGGCGAACAGUGGUCCGCACACAAAUGGGUCUCAGUUUUUCAUCCUUUACAAGUCCGCCAAUCAUUUGAACUUCAAGCAUACAGUUUUUGGAGGGGUAGUAGGUGGAUUGACCACGUUAUCAGUGAUGGAGAAGGUUCCUGUUGAUGAUAAUGAUCGUCCUCUGGAAGAAAUUAAGAUAAUUAACGUGACAGUCUUCGUGAAUCCUUACUCUGAGCUGGAUGAGGAGGAAGGAGAAGAGAAGGCCAAAACUGAGAAGACAGUUGACGAUGAAGAUAAGGAUAAGGUCGGGUCGUGGUUUAGCAACCCCGGUGCAGGAACAGCCGAACCAGGAGCAGUGGGGAGUGGAGGUGUGGGGAAGUACCUUAAAGCAAGGAAUGCUAAAGGUGGUUCCGGUGCGGAUGCUGAAAAUGGUUCAGCUGUAACAAAGAAAAGGAAAGUAGGAGCCUCAACAGGAGAUUACGGGAACUUCUCUUCAUGGUGAGAGCUUCCCGAUCUUUUGUACCAUGAAGCUCUUUUAACCGACUAGCAAGUAAUGUGCUGUAACUAACAUGUAAGAACAAAAAGAAUGAUGUAAAACCUUUUUUUUUUUUUUCGGAACAUCCUGCCCUCGUAUUGGUUGUUCUUUUACCGGUCUAUAUAUAUAUUAUUCGUCAAAUGACA